AUGAAAUUUGUAAUAUUAUCCAUUUUAAUAUUGUUUGUAACAAUUUCAUUUGGAAUUGACCAAUCUACAUUCAACAAUUUCGAAGAUGGUUCAUCAUCAUCCUCCUCCUCAUCAUCAACAAAAAAAUAUUACUCUUUAACAAGUAAUUUUGAUGUUGUACCAGGUAAACAAGUUCCAAAUUCAAUCGCUUGGGGUUAUUUCCAAGAUGAUUUAUAUCAAGAUGGUUGGGGUAAAUUAUCAAUUGAUACAGUUUCAACAGUUUCAGAUGAUAUUGCAUUCAAAGCAGCAGGUUAUUUAGAAGGUUAUUUAACUUGGAAUUAUAUUUAUAAUUUUUCAGUAAAUUAUUUCAAUACCUAUUUCAAUACAUCAAAUAUUAAAGAGUUUCCACUUGAAGUUAUUGAUUUUGUUAGUACCAAUUGGGAAUAUAUGGAAGAACAAAUUGCCUCAGCCUCAACAACCGAUCCAUAUUGGAUUCAAGUAAAAAAUUCAAUGACUCAACAAUUAGGUCUUUUUGAAGGUUAUAACGCUGCAGCUGGUUCAGAUUAUCAAAAAACAUUUUUAGAAAUUUAUAUGAUUAAUUUAUAUGGUGAUUUAGGUGAUAUUGUCACAGCAACAACUCAAAACAACACUCAUUUUUCACCAAUGAACCAAAAAAAUGUUGAAGAGUAUAUGGCAACAACCGGUCAUUGUACUACUUUAAUUAAAUUAACAGCAAACAACUCUGAACUUUAUGUUGCUCAUACUACUUGGAGUGAAUAUGCCGAUAUGAUUAGAAUUUAUAAAAGAAUUAAUAUCCCAGUUGCAUCUACACCAUAUGGUAGUGAAACUUUAUUUGCUUCAUAUCCAGGUCUUUUAGUUUCAAUUGAUGAUUUUUAUAUGAUCCGUCCAUCAAAAUUACAAUUAACAGAAACUUUAAAUUCAAUUUUAAAUCAAACUCUUUACACUCUCAUCAAGCCACAAACAUUUUUAUAUUGGGUUAGAAAUUUAGUUGCAAAUAGAUUAUCAAAUAACGGUUUUGAUUGGGUCAAAUAUUUUGUUAUUAAUAAUUCAGGUACCAAUAAUAUUCAAUUUAUGAUUGUUGAUUAUAAACUCUUUACACCAUAUGCACCAUUGGUACCAGAUACUCUUUGGAUCGUCGAACAAUAUCCAAUGGGUUAUGUUGCUGCAGAUGUUACCUUCAAUUUAAUACAAGAUGGCUAUUGGGCAAGUUUCAAUCGUCCAUACUUUUUAGAGGUAUUUGAUGUUCUUGGUUACCCAUACUAUGUCACUCAAUACGGUAAACUCUUUACAUAUGAAAACAAUCCACGUGCAAAUAUUUUCCGUGCUCAACAAGGUUCAAUCGAAACUGUCAAGGAUAUGCAAAAUAUGAUCGAAUAUAACGAGUGGAAAACUGACCCAUUCAGCGAAGGCUAUCCAGGUAAUGCUAUUGCUGCAAGAUAUGACUUAAAGGGUGGUCCAGAUUAUAUCCCAUCAUGGUGGUAUCGUGGUGCUCAUGGUGGUAUCGAUGCAAAACUUAUGAGUAAUGCAAUGUUUAACUCAUACACUGCUAUGGCACGUAACGGACCAACUGUAACUGAUGAUUGUCCACCAUUCAAUUGGGCUGAUUGGGAUAGUAUUCCACAUCAAGGUAUGCCACAAAUUUUCAAUUUUUCGUGGAUUACAAUCGAUUUAAAUUAA
Molecule: messenger RNA, 1677 nt
Organism: Dictyostelium purpureum
Lineage: Eukaryota; Evosea; Eumycetozoa; Dictyosteliales; Dictyosteliaceae
Exons: 4
Coding region: 1-1677 (558 amino acids)
Biological process (GO): phospholipid catabolic process
Cellular component (GO): extracellular region
Molecular function (GO): glycerophospholipase activity
Source: RefSeq, a predicted model, not a curated record